Molecule: messenger RNA, 849 nt
Organism: Carlito syrichta (Philippine tarsier)
Lineage: Eukaryota; Metazoa; Chordata; Mammalia; Primates; Tarsiidae
Gene: DCXR
Product: dicarbonyl and L-xylulose reductase
Exons: 8
Coding region: 31-765 (244 amino acids)
Biological process (GO): xylulose metabolic process; glucose metabolic process
Molecular function (GO): L-xylulose reductase (NADPH) activity; carbonyl reductase (NADPH) activity
Source: RefSeq, a predicted model, not a curated record
CUCUGCGCCCCGGACCGAGACCACGCCAACAUGGAGCUGGGGCUCCAGGGCCGCCGGGCGCUCGUCACCGGGGCGGGCAAGGGCAUCGGGCGCGGCACGGUCCAGGCGCUGCACGCGGCGGGUGCACGGGUGGUGGCCGUGAGCCGGACCCAGGCCGACCUGGACAGCCUUGUCCGCGAGUGCCCGGGGAUAGAGCCUGUGUGUGUGGACCUGGGCAACUGGGAGGCCACAGAGCGGGCGCUGGGCAGUGUGGGCCCCGUGGACCUGCUAGUGAACAACGCCGGUGUGGCCCUGCUGCAGCCCUUCCUAGAAGUCACCAAGGAGGCCUGUGACACGUCCUUCAAUGUGAACCUUCGGGCUGUCAUCCAGGUGUCCCAGAUAGUGGCCGGGGGCUUAAUAGCCCGGGGAGUACCAGGGGCCAUUGUGAACGUCUCCAGCCAGGCCUCCCAGCGUGCAGUGACCAACCACAGCGUCUACUGCUCCACCAAGGGUGCCCUGGACAUGCUGACCAAGGUGAUGGCACUAGAGCUCGGGCCUCACAAGAUCCGUGUCAACGCGGUAAAUCCCACUGUGGUGAUGACACCCAUGGGCCAGGCCAACUGGAGUGACCCCCACAAAGCCAAGACAAUGCUGGACCGCAUCCCACUUGGCAAGUUUGCCGAAGUGGAGCACGUGGUGGAUGCCAUCCUAUUCCUGCUGAGUGACCGAAGCGGCAUGACCACAGGCUCCACCAUGCCAGUAGAUGGGGGUUUCCUGGCCACCUGAGCCCUCCCAUCCACACAGACCUCUGCCCUAUGCAGAGUCCACCCUUGCCCCUCAUCCCUCCAAUAAACGAACUCUUCUGCUCAG